CCCUUUCAGCCAGGAGGGUUAGAGCUUAAUGUCGGGUCUCUGACCCGAAAUAUUAUAUUUUGCCUUUGCUUCUACGUAUAUUGGCGGACGGCUUGAGUGCUUCCAUUUUUUAAAUCUUCGAUCAGGGAUGAGCAUUGCUUUCUCUGCCGCCAGAUCUGGCUGAUUGGUAGUCUGGUGGGUAAUAAGUUUUGGGCGGACAGGAGGUGGUCACCAUGGAAACCCUUGCCCAACAUGGAGGUUUGCGGGAAGGCCCCGGUGGCUGUGCACAACCAUGUGGAUAAGGAUAAGUUUUUGCACGAGGUUUACCCGCUGAGAAAACCUGCAAUUCUUAAAGGAAUUCAUUUGGGCACGUGCACAUCGAAAUGGACAGUGGAUUACCUGAGCACAGCGGGAGGAAAUCAAGAAGUCAAAAUCCAUGUUGCUUCAGUACCACAAAUGGAUUUUAUCAACAAAAAUUUUAUCUACAGAACUUUACCAUUUGAUGUUUUUGUGAAGCGUGCAGCAGAGGAAACUCAUGCAGAGUAUUUCAUAUCUGAGGAUGAAAAGUAUUACUUGCGGUCAUUAGGAGUAGACCCACGUAAGGAUGUUGCGGAUAUCACAAAACAAUUCCCAACUCUGGCUGAGGACAUCAAAAUCCCAGAAUUCUUUGACAAGGAACAAUUUUUCUCCAGUGUUUUUCGAAUUAGCUCACCAGGCCUUCAGCUCUGGACUCAUUAUGAUGUUAUGGAUAACUUCCUAAUCCAAGUGACAGGAAGGAAGCGAGUGUUGCUGUUUAGCCCUCGAGAUGCACCUUAUUUAUAUCUGACAGGCGAUAAAUCUGAAGUCUUGCAUGUCGAUGCUCCUGAUUUAGAAAAAUAUCCAAAAUUCGCUAAAGCCCAGAGCUAUGAAUGUCAUUUAGAGCCAGGCGAUGUGCUUUACAUCCCAGCAUUGUGGUUUCAUAACACCCUGGCUAAAGAGUUUGGGGUGGGUGUGAAUGUAUUUUGGAAACACCUUCCAGCAGACUGCUAUGAUAAAACAGACACCUAUGGAAACAAAGAUCCCACAGCAGCCUCGAGGGCAAUGCAGAUUUUAGACCGAGCCUUAAAAACUCUAGAAGAACUUCCUGAUGAAUACAGAGACUUUUAUGCCCGAAGGAUGGUUCUACGAAUUCAAAGUAAAUCAUACAGUAGUCAUUAUAAAUAACGCUUGAUGCCUUGAUUACUUUGGAGAAAAAAAGUUUGUAUAGAUGCCCUAUUUAUUUACAAUAAAUCCCAUAUUUGAGUAAUGAAAACGGUUCAGUUACUUUUUAAUU
This is a messenger RNA of Mobula hypostoma (lesser devil ray), 1291 nucleotides long. RefSeq names its product tRNA-yW synthesizing protein 5 (gene tyw5). NCBI's taxonomy places the organism in Eukaryota, Metazoa, Chordata, Chondrichthyes, Myliobatiformes, Myliobatidae. Gene Ontology annotation, biological process: wybutosine biosynthetic process. Gene Ontology annotation, molecular function: 2-oxoglutarate-dependent dioxygenase activity; tRNA binding. The coding region runs from base 232 to 1182 and encodes 316 amino acids. The transcript is spliced from 8 exons. The record is from RefSeq and is a predicted model, not a curated record.